Molecule: messenger RNA, 774 nt
Organism: Malania oleifera
Lineage: Eukaryota; Viridiplantae; Streptophyta; Magnoliopsida; Santalales; Ximeniaceae
Product: protein GRIM REAPER-like
Exons: 1
Coding region: 172-639 (155 amino acids)
Source: RefSeq, a predicted model, not a curated record
UUGACCAAUGCGAAGACAACUUGGCCUCAGCACUUGGAACUUCGUGGGAUUACAACUUCCCAUUCCUUCCCAGGAGCAAUUUUUUAUUCCCAACCUAAAGCUUUAAAUACCCAUCACUUCCCUUGGCUAGUACCCACCAACCGGACCUACACCAACAAUUUCGUAGUGAAUAUGGCUGCCACUCUCAUCCAACUUACCACCAUCCUUUUUACCCUCACCCUCCCUCUAACAUUCCUUGCCUCCCCCUCUCCAAUGGCCUCUUUCAUUGCUGAGGAUGCAGAAGACUAUGAAGAGUACAUAAUCGAUACCCCAUUCCACAGCACUGGAUCCUUGAGGGGUCGGCUUUUGGCGAGUGUUGUAAAGAAAGGUACACAUUGCGAGGUUAGUAGCAACAUAUGCAAUGGGGUUUCUGCGAACAAUGGUGCGAGCCGUCUCUUUUGCUGUAAGAGUCAUUGCCGGAAUGUCCUGCGAGAUAGAAACAACUGUGGGAUGUGCGGGCACAAGUGUCGUUUUGGUCAGCUUUGUUGUGGUGGUAAAUGUGUCAAUGUUGGUUUCAAUAAUCUUCAUUGUGGCAAGUGCAACAAAGCAUGUGACUCGGGGGUUAAAUGUGAGAACGGUUCAUGCGGAUAUGCAUCUUGAAUCAACCAAAAGAAUUACUAUGUAGGGGCUAGGAGUCCAUGCAUAGAGAUUUAAUUUCAUUGUCUUAUUUUUUAAAUUAUUUUUUUCUUUUGUAAUUUUAACGGGUAUGAUGUUUGUCACACCCUAAUUACCUCA